AUGAAGCUUGAGAAACGAAGACAAAACAAAAAGUAUCAACCUCUUUUACAAGUGGAUUCCCCCGGAGAAGAGGGCUAUAUCAAUGCUGUCACAUUACCUAGCCUGUACACCCAGACCAAACAGUUUCUGACCCAGCUGCCCAUGCCCACUACGGUCAAUGAUUUCUGGAGACUGGUCACACAGUAUAACGUCUCCUUGAUUGUUGCUUUUAAAUCCUAUGAAAAUGACAAGUCCUUAGCUAUCUACUUACCUGAAGAACAAGGCCAGCCGUUACAAUGUGGGAACAUAGCUGUCAAUGUCGAGUCAGUAACUGCAGCACCAACAUGGACAGAAAUGAAGCUUACCGUUAAGGGGAAACAAACGCAAGAAGUGACUCAUCUCACGUUUACAGAGCGUCAUAUCGAACCCAAAAAGUUCCUGCCGUUUGUUCAAUACGCGCGAUCGUUGAGAACUCCGGAUAAGUCAGUAGUUUACACGUGCAGCUAG
Physella acuta is the source of this 486-nucleotide messenger RNA. RefSeq names its product tyrosine-protein phosphatase non-receptor type 7-like. Gene Ontology annotation, biological process: protein dephosphorylation. The record is from RefSeq and is a predicted model, not a curated record. Gene Ontology annotation, molecular function: protein tyrosine phosphatase activity. NCBI's taxonomy places the organism in Eukaryota, Metazoa, Mollusca, Gastropoda, Physidae.